This is a messenger RNA of Aspergillus sclerotioniger CBS 115572, 1035 nucleotides long. RefSeq names its product ketopantoate reductase family protein. The transcript is spliced from 2 exons. The record is from RefSeq and is a predicted model, not a curated record. Bases 1 to 1035 code for a protein of 344 amino acids. Gene Ontology annotation, biological process: pantothenate biosynthetic process. Gene Ontology annotation, cellular component: cytoplasm. Gene Ontology annotation, molecular function: 2-dehydropantoate 2-reductase activity. Lineage: Eukaryota; Fungi; Ascomycota; Eurotiomycetes; Eurotiales; Aspergillaceae.
AUGCAGGACAAAGCAAACAUUCUCUUGAUCGGCUGUGGUGGCAUCGGCACCAUCAGUGCGUUGAACCUCGAAACAGGAGGCAAAGCUGCUGUCACGGCGGUUCUGCGCUCGAAUUACGAGCAUGUCAAAGCCCACGGCUUCUCCAUCAAGUCUGUAGAUCAUGGACAGGUGGAAGGCUUCCGUCCAUCAACUCUCCGCAACACAAUUCCAGAUGUUGAGAAGGAGAACCUUCCCCCAUACAAGUACAUCAUCGUCACCACCAAGAACUAUCCAGAUGUGCCACCGACAGUGGCAGAAAUUAUCCGGCCUGCCGUCACCCCGGGGUUUACGCGUAUCGCUCUGGUCCAGAAUGGCCUCAACAUCGAGAAGCCCCUCAUUGCCGCCUUCCCUACAAACAUCGUCCUGUCCGGCGUCAGCUUCUGUGGCUCCCAUGAGGUGGCCACGGGAAAGAUUGUCCACGAAGAUGAUGACGAGCUAUAUGUAGGAGCUUUCCGCAAUCCAAGCCUGAACCCCGAAGAAGAGGAUGAGGCCGCGAAAGAGUUUUGUGAGAUCUACGGAGCCGGCGGCAAAUGCAAGCCCGAGUUCAACCCCAACGUCGGGUUCAGCCGCUGGCGCAAGCUGCUGUACAAUGCCUGCUUGAACUCGAUCUGUGCCAUCACGGAUCUGGACACCGGUCGCAUCCAGCUGGCUGACGGAGCACUGGACAAUCUGGUGCGACCGGCCAUGGAGGAGAUCCGGGCAGGAGCCAAGGCAUGCGGACACGAUCUACCCCCCGAGCUGGUGGACUUUAUGAUCACAAUGGACCCCAUCACGAUGUACAAUCCACCCAGCAUGCAGGUGGAUGUGCGCAAGGGGCGGUUCUGCGAGUAUGAGAAUAUUGUUGGCGAGGCAUUAAAGGAAGGCAAGGCUCGGGGGGUUCCGAUGCCCACCCUGACGGUGUUAUAUGGUAUCCUGAAGGCCAUCCAGUGGCGGACCAAGGAGAGGAAGGGGCUGGUGGAUAUCCCAGCGCCCGAGGACCACACUGUAAAGAAGUAA